GGGGUGCAGCCGGCUGGGGUGUCCGAGGCCGGUCAUGGCGGGAGCGUCGUCCCCCUCAGGUCCGGGUGGCCCGGAGCCGCCCCCGCCGCCGCUGCAGUACAGCCUGCUGCUGCAGCAUCUGGUGGGCGAGCAGCGGAGACCCCGCGCCUGGGACCCCGCGGCCCUCGGCGGCAUCCCCAGCCCGCCCAAGAGCGAGGAGCAGAAGAUGGUGGAGCGGGCCAUGGAGAGCUGCGCCUUCAAGGCGGUGCUGGCCUGCGUGGGAGGGUUCGUUCUGGGAGGUGCCUUUGGUGUCUUCACAGCUGGCAUCGACACCAAUGUUGGGUUUGAUCCCAAGGACCCGUAUCGAACACCAACUGCAAAAGAGGUCCUCAAAGACAUGGGGCAGAGAGGCAUCUCCUACGCCAAGAACUUCGCCAUCGUGGGCGCCAUGUUCUCCUGCACUGAGUGUGUGGUAGAAUCUUAUCGUGGGAAGUCAGACUGGAAGAACAGUGUUAUUAGUGGCUGCAUCACAGGAGGAGCAAUUGGCUUCAGAGCUGGUCUGAAGGCCGGGCUGAUCGGCUGCGGCGGCUUCGCCGCUUUCUCCGCCGCCAUUGAUUACUACCUGCGGUAGCAGCGGGAUCCCUUGGGAGCAACCUCCCAUUUGUUCCAGUGCUGCUGCUAAGAGCCUGCAUCACGGCAGAAGAACCAUCAGGCUUACCUUUCCACUGCCUCUGGACUCCUCAUCAGUGCCAGCUGGAUGUUGUUGGCUGCUCUUCCUGAAUGACUAACAAGCAUCUGGCUCGGAGCCCUGGCGCGAUGCUCCGGGCAGACGCGGGAGGACGAAGCCAGGCACAGUGAGCAGUAUCUCCAGGAGGGAUCAGCUGACUGUCAGUUUCCAGGAAACAAGCCUGGACUCUUGAUUUUUUUUCGAUCCUUUGGGUCUGAUUUUGAUUAAGACUGUUGCUGGCAUCAAAAGAGGCAGGAGGAAAGCUUCAAAAAGAAAUGCAGUGAUUUAGUUUACCGUGGAGCUUGAACGUGCUGCAAGUGUUUAACGGUUGACAGUUUGCAGCUUGCUACUCUGUUGGGGAGAGGUAAGAUCCUGUGGAGAAAUAAGUUUGUUCCAGGCUUUUCUUAAAAUACCAGCUGAAGACAAACCAC
This is a messenger RNA of Apus apus (common swift), 1137 nucleotides long. RefSeq names its product translocase of inner mitochondrial membrane 22 (gene TIMM22). Lineage: Eukaryota; Metazoa; Chordata; Aves; Apodiformes; Apodidae. The record is from RefSeq and is a predicted model, not a curated record. The transcript is spliced from 4 exons. Gene Ontology annotation, biological process: protein insertion into mitochondrial inner membrane. The coding region runs from base 35 to 610 and encodes 191 amino acids. Gene Ontology annotation, cellular component: TIM22 mitochondrial import inner membrane insertion complex. Gene Ontology annotation, molecular function: transmembrane protein transporter activity.